AUGCAUCUAUAUGGUUUGUGGGUAGUCGGGAAUAGCAUUAUGGUACUUGGCUGGCAUUGGGCGCUAGCUGCAUUCGGGUUUUUGGUGGAAUUGAACACCAUCCACCUCCAGCGAAUGUAUAUAUUGUAUAUGCCAUUAAGGCUUACCCCUAGGGGCAAGAAGUCCUGGCCCUGA
Messenger RNA from Lindgomyces ingoldianus, 174 nucleotides. RefSeq lists its product as uncharacterized. NCBI's taxonomy places the organism in Eukaryota, Fungi, Ascomycota, Dothideomycetes, Pleosporales, Lindgomycetaceae. The coding region runs from base 1 to 174 and encodes 57 amino acids. The record is from RefSeq and is a predicted model, not a curated record. The transcript has 2 exons.